AUGUUAACGAGAAGACAACUCCUUUCAUCCACACGGCGCAUCGCAAGUGCGCCUACCAGUCGAUCUACCGCGAGAUUACUGGCUUUGCGGCCACACAUUGCCAACUCAGCUUCAACACCCACGACCACAACACAAUGUAAUUCUCUGCGACUCCUCCCCUCCGUCUCAGCGGUCCGAUACUAUGCAAACGGCCGACCGCACCCACCGGGGGGCACCCACCGGAUGGACAUGGGCGGUGGUGGGGAAGAAAAGCCAGCGCUCGAGCAAUUUGGAAUCGACCUCACGGCCAAAGCGAAAGAAGGCAAGCUCGACCCUGUCAUCGGGCGAGACGCAGAAAUACAGCGAACAAUUCAGGUCCUGUCUCGGAGAACAAAAAACAAUCCGGUGCUGAUCGGCCAGGCGGGUACGGGCAAGACCGCCAUCUUGGAGGGUUUGGCUCUGAGAAUCGUCAGGGGCGAUGUCCCGGAAUCUAUAAAGAACAAGCGCGUCAUUACGCUAGAUUUGGGCAGCCUCAUUGCCGGCGCCAAGUUCCGCGGCGACUUCGAGGAGCGGUUGAAGAAGGUACUCAGCGAGGUGGAGAAAGCGGAGGGUCAGGUCAUCCUGUUCAUUGACGAAUUGCACACGUUACUUGGGCUUGGGAAAGCCGAGGGCUCGAUCGACGCUUCAAACCUUUUGAAACCAGCUUUGUCGAGAGGGGAGCUCCAGUGCUGUGGUGCGACCACGCUGAAUGAGUACCGGCUCAUCGAAAAGGAUGUCGCAUUAGCUCGACGAUUCCAACCUAUUUUGGUCAACGAGCCGACCGUGGAGGACACAAUCAGCAUUCUGCGUGGUAUCAAGGACAAGUAUGAAGUCCAUCAUGGUGUUCGCAUCACAGACGGAGCCUUGGUUGCGGCAGCCACAUACUCGAACCGGUAUAUCACAGACAGAUUUCUUCCCGACAAGGCCAUUGAUCUGAUGGAUGAGGCGGCGAGCUCACUGCGACUGCAGCAAGAGAGCAAGCCGGAGGAUAUCAUGCGUCUGGAUCAGAGGAUCAUGACUAUUCAGAUCGAGUUAGAAAGCUUGCGCAAAGAGAAAGACAUUGCAAGCCGAGAGCGGCGAGAGAAGUUGGAAAACGACCUGAAGUCGCUGCAAGAAGAGGUCAAGGCGCUCAAUGAGCGCUGGGACAACGAGCGAGGCGAGAUCGAGACCAUCAAAAAGACACAGGCAGAUCUUGAGAAGGCAAAGGUCGAGUUGGAGAUGGCUCAGAGAGAGGGCAACUUCGGCCGUGCCUCCGAGCUCAGGUACAGCGUCAUCCCGUCUUUGGAACAGAAGUUACCGAAGGAGGGAGAGCAGCCGAAGACAGACGGUACUCUCAUCCAUGACAGCGUCACGGCAGACGACAUCGCCCAAGUCGUCGCUCGAAUCACCGGCAUACCAGUGUCCAAGCUCACAUCAGGGCACAUCGAGAAGCUCGUACACAUGGAGGACACUCUCCGGCAAUCUGUCAAGGGUCAAGAUGAAGCCCUCAAAGCCGUCGCCGACGCCGUGCGCAUGCAGCGUGCCGGUCUUUCGGGGGAGAACAGGCCACUUGCCAGCUUCUUCUUCCUCGGCCCGACGGGCGUGGGCAAGACGGAACUGUGCAAGAAACUCGCUGGCUUCCUGUUCUCCACCGAAUCCGCGGUUGUCCGCUUCGACAUGAGCGAGUUCCAGGAGAAACACACCAUCUCGCGGCUGAUCGGCGCCCCCUCUGGCUAUGUUGGCUACGAAGAUGCUGGCCAGCUGACUGAGGCCGUGCGGAGGAAACCGUACGCGGUGCUCUUGUUCGACGAGUUCGAGAAGGCCCACCGCGAUAUCUCAGCCCUGCUGCUGCAGGUCCUCGACGAGGGCUACCUCACGGACGCCCAAGGCCACAAGGUGGACUUCAAAAACACCAUCAUCGUGCUGACCUCGAAUCUUGGCGCGGACAUCAUCGUGGGCGAGAAUUACAAGGAAAGCGAUGAUGGGUCAAUCUCUCCCGAGGUCAAGAAGGCUGUCAUGGACGUCGUCGGCGCGAAUUAUCCGCCCGAGUUCAUCAACCGGCUCGACGAGUUCAUCUUCUUCAAGAGGCUAUCCCGCGAUGCGCUGCGUGACAUCGUCGACAUCCGCCUGAAGGAGCUGCAGGAGCGUCUCAACGACAGAAGGAUAACACUCAGCGUCCCCGACGAGGUGAGAACGUGGCUUGCGGACAAGGGCUAUGAUCCCAAGUACGGCGCAAGGCCGGUAAACAGGCUCAUCACGCACCAAAUUAGCAACAACCUGGCAGACAAGAUCAUCAAGGGCCAGAUCAAGAUGGGUGAGACGGCUGUGGUGUCUGUCAAGGAAGACGACUCUGGUCUUGAGGUGAAUGCCGAUAACAAGGCGUAA
Messenger RNA from Diaporthe amygdali, 2382 nucleotides. RefSeq names its product heat shock protein 78. NCBI's taxonomy places the organism in Eukaryota, Fungi, Ascomycota, Sordariomycetes, Diaporthales, Diaporthaceae. Gene Ontology annotation, molecular function: ATP hydrolysis activity; ATP binding. Gene Ontology annotation, biological process: cellular response to heat. The coding region runs from base 1 to 2382 and encodes 793 amino acids. The record is from RefSeq and is a predicted model, not a curated record. Gene Ontology annotation, cellular component: cytoplasm; mitochondrial matrix. The transcript has a single exon.